AUGGACGAUCUGCUGGUCGAGAUUAGGGAGCUGUUCGCCGCGCCGCUGGAGGAGACGCGGUUGGCCGACUUCUCGACGAGGCUGCAGGCCGAGUACAAGACGAGCUUGCUGGCGUCGCGACAGUCCAUGCUCCCCUCUUACCAACACACCUUACCCACCGGCAAUGAGCAUGGCGACUUCCUCGCCCUCGACGCCGGUGGCUCGACCUUUCGCAUCGCCCUGAUCCGCCUGGCCGAGAAGAAACAUGACGGUGACGGAAUGGAAGUGAGAAGGGUGCGGAGUUUUUGCAUCGACGAAACUGUGCGCAAACUCAGCGGCACCGAGUUGUUUGACUGGUUCGCGUCGCGAAUCGGCGAGAUGCUGGCCGAAUACAACCACAUGUCCGGCACGACCGAUGCACAUCUGCAAAUGGGCCUGGCAUGGUCGUUUCCAAUCGAGCAGACCUCACUCCGCACCGGGCGUUUACUAGCCAUGGGCAAAGGCUUUCGAGCGGCCCACGAACUGGAAGGCAAGGAUCUUGGGGACCUCAUCAUGAACGCGUGCCACGCGCGCGGGCUCAACGUAGACUUGCGCGCCAUCGUCAACGACUCCAGCGCGACACUGCUGUCGCAAGCCUACCGCGACCCUUCAACCUGCAUGUCGCUCAUCCUGGGCACCGGGGUCAACGCGGCCGCCUUCCUCCCGACUACCGCCCUGGGCGCAGACAAAUUUGGCGAGCGGCCUGCCAGCUGGCAUGCAGCGGCCAAGCGUGUCGUCGUCAACACCGAGCUCAGCAUGUUUGGGAGGCAUGUGCUGCCGACUACACGAUGGGAUGAGGACCUUAACGCGCAGCAUCUGCUCCCGGACUACCAACCUCUCGAAUACCUCGCCACGGGCAUGUAUCUGGGGGAGAUUGUGCGUCUGAUCCUGUUGGAGGCCAUCCCCACCGCCGGGCUAUUUGAUGGCCAGAUUCCCGACCAUUUCGACACGCCCUACGCGUUGGAGACUCGGAUACUAGCGGCGCUUGAAAGCGACGACACACCCGAAUUGAGAGAUGCACGGGCGGCGUUUCUGAGCGCGCACCCCCUGCGCUCCGCCCCGAAGCGGCGAGAUCUGGAGUUCAUGCGGGCCGUCGCAAGAUUGGUCUCCCGUCGUGCGGCUGCCUACUUGGCCACCGCCUUACACGCGCUUUGGGCCGUGCGGACUAGCGCAGAGGGGGUUCGAGCGGAGGAUAGCAGCGCAGUGACGAUCGCAUGCGAUGGCUCGAUGGUGGAGAAGUACCCUGGCUUCCGGCAGAGGAUGCAAAAGCAUCUCGACGCACUGUGCGUCGUGUCCGGGGCCAAAGAAGGGGCGGUGGUGCUGCAAGUCGUGCCGGAAAGCUCGAUUCUUGGUGCGGCCGUGGCUGCAAGCUGUAAUGAUUGA
Messenger RNA from Neohortaea acidophila, 1401 nucleotides. RefSeq lists its product as uncharacterized. The record is from RefSeq and is a predicted model, not a curated record. Gene Ontology annotation, molecular function: glucokinase activity; ATP binding; mannokinase activity. Bases 1 to 1401 code for a protein of 466 amino acids. The transcript has a single exon. Gene Ontology annotation, biological process: glucose 6-phosphate metabolic process; glycolytic process; intracellular glucose homeostasis. Gene Ontology annotation, cellular component: mitochondrion; cytosol. Lineage: Eukaryota; Fungi; Ascomycota; Dothideomycetes; Mycosphaerellales; Teratosphaeriaceae.